CCCCCCCCCCACGCCGCCGCCGCCGCCGCCCCGCGCAAGCGCAUACACAAGAUAAAGCGCAGGGUCGCUUCGAACUCUUCAUCCUCGUCGUCUUUCUCACUCAGACUCUGACUCGGGCGCGGUCGUCUAGCCAGCGGCGGCUAUCGUAGCAGCGAAGGCGAAAACAGCACCACAAUCAUCCGACUCUUCAGACCCUUCGGAAGAAUCUUCGUCCUCUGCAGAAACAGUGUCCGACUCUGACCCCAGCAGCGCUGCAGAAGACGUGCCUGCGCAAGCCGCUUCUGGCGUACCUCGACCCUCUGCCUCACGCCGAUCACCUUCCCCGCCGCUCCCCUCCACCGAGAUACCCACCUUCCUCCCAAAAAAGACCGCUCCUAACGGUCAAGAGAAGGAGCAGGAGCUGCGAGACAAGUUCCGCAAGUUCUGGAUGUCCGCGGUCGUGGAUGGGUUCAAAGACGACUUGGAGGAAAUCCGCAAGGAGCCAAACCUUACUACGCCGAAGCUGAGCUUGUUGAUCGAGUCCCUCGCAUCCGGCGCAGACGUGUUCGCCAUGUCUGGGAAGGGGGACGUCGGCGAGAUGGCUAUGGUGGUCGACUGAUCGUCCCAUCCAUAUCGGAGCUUGGGCCAAUCGGCAACAGCCCGCUGUUGCCGUCGCUCUUGACCUCGCUGCCAUAGCACGCCAAAAGAACCCCGGACAGGCCAGGUUCGACUGUGGAUAAGUGUUGCAAGACGAGGCGCUUCGCCACAUUCAUCGGACGCAUGUUGUGUGCGCACUGCCGCAGCGAUGCAGCAGUCCGCCGCGUCACUUGGUUAUAGUCGUCACUGUAACAUUGUUGUGGAAUAGGAGCGAAUGUUGCGCGAGACCAAUUACGCAGUGUCUUCGCAGUGUCGCAAUGUACGGCCCCUCCCUCUGUGCCGUCCCUUUCAGCCCUGCGGCUUACGCGCGAACCAUAUGCACCAUUGAUUACUCGCCGUACAUCUUGGGCUAUCUCACCCUACGUCGAUUGGCUGUAUGAUAUUAUGUGCAUGUAUAUGCCGACCUUUCAAUGGGAUCGUUUUCUUUGUC
Molecule: messenger RNA, 1066 nt
Organism: Schizophyllum commune H4-8
Lineage: Eukaryota; Fungi; Basidiomycota; Agaricomycetes; Agaricales; Schizophyllaceae
Exons: 2
Coding region: 428-598 (56 amino acids)
Source: RefSeq, a predicted model, not a curated record